This is a messenger RNA of Dermatophagoides pteronyssinus (European house dust mite), 1720 nucleotides long. It is a transcript of the gene Parg, whose product is annotated as Poly(ADP-ribose) glycohydrolase. Gene Ontology annotation, biological process: carbohydrate metabolic process; ATP generation from poly-ADP-D-ribose; regulation of DNA repair. Gene Ontology annotation, cellular component: cytoplasm; nucleus. Gene Ontology annotation, molecular function: poly(ADP-ribose) glycohydrolase activity. The record is from RefSeq and is a predicted model, not a curated record. Lineage: Eukaryota; Metazoa; Arthropoda; Arachnida; Sarcoptiformes; Pyroglyphidae.
GCUGUAUCUGAUGUUUGUUUUUGUUUUUUGAGUGUCAUCAAGUUAAACACAAUUUUUGAAAAUGAAAAAAAUGAAAAUUACCGAUUAUUUUGAACGAAAACAUAAUAAUGUUGACCAUGACGACAAACAAUAUGAAGAUAAAACAAAUGAACUUACGAAUAAUAUCGAUAAUUCGUCCAUUAUCAAUAACCUCAAAAACGAUAAUCGAAUGUAUCGAUUAUCUGAAGUUCUUAUCGAUGAAAAUCUUUGUGAUCUAAGAAAUAUUGAUAGAACAUAUGUUUAUUAUAAUUAUCCAUUUGAACCCGAUACAAUACCAGUUCCAUUGACCGAUAUUGAUGAUGAUUUUAUUAUUCCUUUGAAUCAUAUAUCGUUACCAUUUCAAGAAUCAAAGGAAAUCACCUAUCAAAAUAGUAAACAUACUAAAUGGUCAUUAAUACAGAAAAUUUUUUCUGACAAAAUUACUAAUAUUUUUCAACUUGAUAAAGCAAUCAAAACAUAUAAUCCAUCAUUACAAAAAAUACAUUUUGAUAUAUUAACCAAUUAUGUUCAUUAUCAGAUAGAUGAUGAUGAUCGUCGAUUGUUUUUUGAUCAUUUAUUACCUGGUAUCAUACGUUUAGCCCUUGAUUUACCCCAAUUAAUUGGUUUUAAUCUUGCCAAUCUUGAACAAAAUACACCGACAUCAAUAUUUUUAUCACAACAACAAAUUAGUUCAUUAUUGGCUAAUGGAUUUCUUUGUACAUAUUCACCAGAUUCUUCUCGUCAAGAACGGAGAUGUAUUAAUUUUUCCAGCCUUUUUGCAAGCGAUGGUUGUAAACCGAAUAAGAAAUUCUGUAAACUCGAAAAACUUAAAUGUCUGCUUAAUUAUCUAAGACGUGUAGUGGAUAAAACACCUGUUGGUGUUGUUAGUUUUGAACGUAAAGUUCUACAACAUCAAACAAAUCUGGAACAAUCAAUAAAACCUAUAACGACAUUUGAAUUUAAUCAUGAUCUUUGUCUAUUAAAAGAUGGCUGUGAUUAUUCACAAGUUGAUUUUGCACAUAAAUAUAUUGGCGGUGGUGUUCUUGAUCAAGGAUGUGUUCAAGAAGAGAUUUUAUUUGUUUGUUGUCCCGAAUUGAUUGUUAGCAAAUUGAUUUGUGCUAAAUUAUCCGAUAAUGAAUCUAUUGUUAUAACUGGUAUUGAACAAUACAAUGAAUAUAACGGUUAUGCAGAAAAAUUCAAAUGGAAAUGUUCAUAUGAAGAUCAACAAAACCGAGAUAAAUAUGGUCGUCGUUUUCGACAGAUAUUAGCAAUGGAUGCUCUUUAUUUUCAUUGGAGUACGAAAAAAAGUCAAUAUGAAAAGAAAAAAAUUGAUCGUGAAAUUGUCAAAGCAAUGGCUGCUUUUCAAUCUGAACGUUUUCUAUGUACAAAAACAAAGUCGGUAGCUAUUGCUACUGGAAAUUGGGGAUGUGGUGUUUAUAAUGGUGAUGUUAAAUUAAAAACACUCAUACAGAUUAUUGCUGCAUCUGAAUCCGAACGAAAUUUACGAUAUUUUACAUAUGAAGAUCGACGAUUAAAAAAUGAAUUUGAUUUAAUAAAAACUUUAUUUGAAACAUCUCUACAAUCAUUCACUGUUGGACAAUUAUAUCAAUUAGCAUUAGAAUAUGCUAAUAAAAAACAAAAUGAAAAUAAAUCUAUUGAUUUAGUUGUUAUGAUAAAUGAUUAUAUUCUUAACAUCGAUUGA